AUGGCAUAAGAAGAAGAAAAGACUGUACAAUGUCUAACAACCAAGGAGAUCAAAGCCUUGGCUAGACCCGAAUUCUAGAAAUUCCCUGAAAGAUUUUACCCAGUAGAGACAUUCAAGAAGCUAGGUUUCAGCAGAAGUCAGUGCCCUAAGUGCAACAACUACUAUUGGAGACACAGCGAGACCAGACUUACAUGCGGAGACUCAAAUUGUGAGGGUACUUAUUCAUUCAUCGGAAACGGAGUUGGAAAGGGAAAGCACAUCACAUAUGCUGAGGCUUGGAAAGGUAUUUCAAAAUGUGGUUAUAAAGUUAUUAUAGGAUUUGAGAAAUCAUUAACAAGUGCCAGAAUCCCAUGCACAUCAAUCAAGAGAUAUCCAGUAGUCGCUCGUUGGAGAAAUGAUGUAGAUUAUGUUGCUGCAGGUAUCUUCUGCUUCCAACCAUAUUGCGUCACUGGUGAAUUAGACCCUCCCGCCAACCCCCUCAUCUGCCCACAAUUCUGUGUUAGAUUUAAUGAUCUUGACAACAUUGGUAUUACUGGGCGUCACUAUAGUGGCUUCAUCAUGCUUGGUAUUCAAGUCUUCAACUAUCCAGAGAAAUAUACCUUCUUUAAGGAUGAAUGCGUUGAAUUCAAUUACAGAUGGCUCACUGAAGAAUUAGGAAUCGAGCCUGAUGAAAUUACCUUUAUUGAAGAUGUCUGGGCUGGUGGUGGCAACCUCGGUCCAUCAAUUGAGUAUUUCGUUAGAGGACUUGAAGUAGGUAACAUGGUGUUUAUGCAGUACAAGACUUAUCACGAUGGAACAAGAGAAGAGCUCUAGAUCAAGGUUAUUGAUGUUGGUAUUGGUCUUGAGCGUAUUGCUUGGUUAUACAACGGAACCCCCACGUCAUAUGUUGACACAUUCCAUCACUCACUUGAGUACUUGAAGGGACUACUAAAUAUUGAAAUCAACAAUGAAGUAUGGGAAAAAUUCGGACCCUACUCAUGUUUAUUAAACAUUGAUGAAGUUGAAGAUGUUGAAAAGACAUGGGCUUUACUUUCAGAAAAGAUUGGAGUCGAUGUCGACACAUUGAAAAAGGCAAUCACCCCAGUUAAGGAUCUAUACAUUAUUUUAGACCACACCAGAAGUAUAUUGAUGACAAUUACUGACGGUUCACUCCCUGCUAAUGUUGGUGGAGGUGGUAAUGUCAGAAACAUCCUCAGAAGAGUCUUCUCUAUUCUCGAGAAAAACGAUUGGUGGAAACAAAUUACAAUGGAACAGUUCCUGAAGAUUUUCGAGAUGCAUAAAAUUGACUUUGACGGUAUCUAUGGAAAGUUCCCAGAGUACAAGUCAUUUGAUGAUAUUAUCAAGGUAGAGUUCGACAGAUGGAAGAACACUGAUGAAGUCCAAAGAAAGAACCUCGAGAAGAUCUUAAAGGCCAAGAAAGGCAAGCUUGAUAUCGAUGACUGGAUCGUUGCUAUGCAAUCAUGGGGUAUUCCAGCUGAUAGAAUUUCAGAGAUUAGUGGACUUCCCGUUCCAGGUGAUCUUUAUUACAGGAUUGCAGAGAGACAAGAAAGAAUCGCUAAGGCCCCUGAGGUUAUCCUUUACUCCACUGCUCACUUGCCAGAGACCGAUAACCUCUACUACAAGGAUCACAAUUUAUUUGAUUUCGACGCAGAAGUUGUAGAUGUAUUCUCCAACAUUCUUGAUCAAAACAAAAGAAAUAUCCUGAUUCUAAACCAAUCAGCUGUUUAUCCAACAUCAGGAGGACAGCAGCAUGAUAAAGGAAUAGUCAGAAUUGAAGGAAUCGACACUACAUUCCACCUAGUAAAUGCAGAAAAGGUUGGUAAAGUAGUACUUCACAUUUUAGAUCAAGAGAUCCCAGGCGAUAACGAAGCUUUGAAAGGAAAGAAAGUCAAAGUUGAAAUUGAUCAAGUUAGAAGAAAUCAACUAAGAGCCCAUCACACUGGUACUCAUAUCGUUUUCGCUGCUUGCAGAAAGGUUCUAGGACCCCAUGUUUGGUAAAAUGGUGCUAAAAAGACUAUUGAUCAAGCUCAUUUAGAUAUCACUCACUUCAAGUCACUCUCUAAGGAUGAGGAAAAAGCAAUUGAAAAUGAAGCCAAUAGAAUCAUUAACAAUUGCCAUGGAAUCAACAAGUAUUUUAUGGAUAAGGCUGAAGCUGAAAAGAAAUUCGGAUUCCAUCUCUAUUAAGGAGGUAUUGUUCCAGGCAACACUCUAAGAGUUGUUAAUAUUGAAGGAGUUGAUACUGAAGCUUGCUGCGGUACUCACUGUGACAACACUGCUGAAGUCGGCUGGAUAAGAUUACUCAAGACUCAAAGAAUUUCAGACGGUAUCGUCAGACUUUACUAUGUUGCUCAAGAGAGAGCCAUUGAAGUCCUUAAUGAUGAGCAUCAAAUCUUGAUUGACCUCUGCAGUACUUGGGGUGUUGACUAGGGAUCAAUCCUCUCCACUGCCACCAGAUUCUUCAACGACUACAAGAAACUCUCAUCAACUGCCAAAAAACAAGAUCAAUAAAUCCUUAACCUACAAAUGAAGUAUAUGCUUAAGGAUGAGGGCAGGGUAUUCUUUGUCAGAUCAGAGUAGCCAGAUCCUACCAUUUAUUUCUCAUUCCUACCUUAAUUUGCAGAACAGAUGCAAUAACUUGGUAAAGGUGUUGUUUUCCUUGGAAGCAACUUUGUUCUUGGUCUCCUCGGAGAUCCAUAACUAUUGCAAGUACCUCAAGUAGAGGAUCUUUGCAAAGAAAUGAGCAAGAAAGAGGUAAAAAAGAACACUCAAGAUAAGGUGAAGUUCGACUUCAAGAUAAAGGGCAAGAAACCAGUUAUUACCACUGGAGUUCUUCAAUUCUCGAUCACAGGGUCAGAUUUCAAUAUUGACAAACUAUCUGAAGUUCUCAAGGCUUAGGGUGCAAUCGAGCUUGAAUGA
Stylonychia lemnae is the source of this 2916-nucleotide messenger RNA. The record is from the annotation of a GenBank genome assembly. NCBI's taxonomy places the organism in Eukaryota, Ciliophora, Spirotrichea, Sporadotrichida, Oxytrichidae.